Callorhinchus milii (elephant shark) is the source of this 2015-nucleotide messenger RNA. RefSeq lists its product as uncharacterized. Gene Ontology annotation, molecular function: growth factor activity; cytokine activity. NCBI's taxonomy places the organism in Eukaryota, Metazoa, Chordata, Chondrichthyes, Chimaeriformes, Callorhinchidae. Gene Ontology annotation, biological process: BMP signaling pathway; SMAD protein signal transduction. The record is from RefSeq and is marked provisional. Gene Ontology annotation, cellular component: extracellular region.
ACACACAGAAAAAGAUAUACACAACCAGAAGUUUCGAACAUGAGGUUGGCAAGCGCCGGGUCACUGGGACUGUUCAGCUUUCUUUCUGGAUACUUGUUUUUUACCUGCUUCCCGGAGCUAAAGCCAUGUCAUGCGGAGAGUGAAGGCAGCGAGCAACAGAGUAAUAAAGCCAUCUUAGAGAUGUUACACAUCAACACUCUGACAUUCCCACGCCGGAACAAACUUCACCCUUACAUGAAACUGGUCUACCAGCAAAUCAGCUUCUCUGGGGCCAAGGAAUCGGCUACAAUCGAGGGGACACUGGUCCAAAGCUUCAGGACCAUAAGAGUUCCUGAAUUUGACAAUCCAGGAUGGCUCUGGUUCAAUAUUUCCCACCUCAAAGCAUCCAUGACAGCCUCUGAGCUGGUCGUGCGGAGACGAACUCUCCACCGGGAGUCCUUGACAGUCAACGUGACGAUACACAGCAUUGGUACCGAACUAAACAAGCUCACCAUCAGCGAGCCCCUGGAUGAGAAAGUUUUGAAUCUGGAUGAACCUCCUCCCUUCGGCUACGACAUAUUUAACGUAUCGCUGAUCCUGAAGCAGUGGGAGGCGGACAUUGUAGGAUUCCAAUUCCAGUUCACUGAUGAUAGUGGCAGCUUGGUUAUACAUGAUGCUCUGACUCAGAGCCUGUACUGUCUGAACACCAGCUCCCCGAAUGAACCGUUACUCAUUGCCUAUCGAAUCCCAUUAUCCGGAACCAGCAAGACCGAGAAUCAGCCCAGCAGAAGGGAUAGCCAGCAGUGUUCCAGGGUGCGCAAGAGGAAGAGCUUAGUACAUGGGACCACUCCUGGAGAAUGCAGCCUGCACCAGUGGUAUGUGAAUCUACAGGGCCCUGAGUUACAGCAUCGGAUCCUGGAGCCACACGGUUACUAUGCUAAUAUCUGCAGAGGUCACUGCCCCACCGAAACAUCUGGACAGGAGAAGACAGAAGCACAGAACCCUUUGUGGAAAACAGAAAGCCAAAACACAACCAUAUCACAAAUACCCCGUUGUGUCCCACAAACAUAUUCUUCAGUCAAUAUGAUCUACAUCGCAGAGUCUGGAGAUGUUUCCAUUGAAAGUCUGAAAAAGAUGAGCAUUGAGAGCUGUGUCUGCAAAUAAGACACUUCCAGUAAUAAGUGCAUUAUGUACCUAGAAUAACUAAUUAUAUUGCAGUACCUGAACCAGCUUUUGGAAAUGCUGGAAAUGAAGACAAUAGAACAAUUGAAUCUUCCAGUAGAUUAUGUAUGCAUUACAAAGUACUUGUCAGCACACCACUAUUUACAUAACAGCUUUUGGGACCAUAGGUAAAAUAGUUAAAUGUGAUGGACUCAUUUUAAAAAACAACUUGAUGAUGUGAUUGGACAAUGGUAGGAUGGUUAUUCUGGAAGGAUGAGAUCAGAUGGGCUGAAGGGCCUUCUUCACCUGAAGAAGUGAAUUGUGAAUUGAUCUUGUGAAUUGAUAUCAGCAUGUAUGCAGAAUGGGAACCAGAAAUCAUAACCAUGUCAUGUUUGUAUUAGAAUAGUUGCCUCCGUGAAUCUGCCCCUGCGAAUCUGGUGCUGGCUGUGUAUUGUUUCACAGCCAGCAUUGAUCUCAAAUUACAAUUUGAUUAUUUAUUUAGACUGGUUUUAAACACUGCCAUAUCCAUCACUGGAACAGUUGCAUUCUACAUAGCUAAAUGCAAACCCACGCUGCCUCACUGAAGAUAAAUGUAAAACUAAAACUAAAUAUUCAUCAGAAGAAUUAGAAAUAAUUGUUAUUUUAUCUUCAGUCAGUGGAGCCAUCAAAUGUAUACUUCAGGUCUACUACAUCCUUAUAGUUAUAUAGUUACACAAUUGACAUUCUAUAUUACUGUAUUAGGUUACAGAAAAUAAAUAAAGAGUGUGCUAAUUCACAAUAACUUAAAUGUCCCUUGGGAUGUUUGUUUGGGCUUAUGUAUUCAACUUUCUAAUAAAACAAUGUAAAAUGAAUUAUAAAAUAAAAAUAAUCCUUGC